AGCAGUCACAGUCACGGCUCUCCCGCAGUGCUUUCGCAGUUGGAUGCCAUGGCGUUUCUCACCCGCCACUUCUUUCGAGCCAUGUCCUCCUCCAGCAGCCUGGCCAUCAAGCAUAUUACGGUGAUCGGCGGUGGGCUAAUGGGCACUGGCAUCGCCCAGGUAGCUGCUGCAACAGGGCAUUCAGUGAUUUUGGUGGAUCAGACUGAAGAUAUCUUGAAGAAUUCAUUGAAGAGAAUUGGAGCCAGUGUUGAGCGUAUAAGGAAGAAGAAGUUUGUAGAUAAACCUGAGGCAGGUGCAGAAUUUGUUCAGCAGACUCUUCAGAAAAUUAGUACAAGUACAGAUCCUGCUUCUGCAGUGCAAAACACAGACCUGGUUGUGGAAGCAAUUGUGGAAAAUGUUAAUGUUAAGCAAGAACUUUUCAAAAAAUUGGAUCAGUGUGCUUUGAAGAAUACUAUUUUUGCCAGCAAUACUUCAUCACUGUCAAUCACAGAAAUAGCAAGUGCUACAACUAGACAAGACCGAUUUGGUGGGCUCCAUUUUUUCAACCCUGUACCCAUGAUGAAGCUAGUGGAGGUGGUUCAAUCUCCAGAAACCAGCCAGCAGACAUUUGAAGCAUUAAUGAAUUUCACCAAAGCAUUGGGGAAAACUCCUGUAGUUUGUAAGGAUACCCCAGGAUUUAUUGUGAAUCGCCUUCUUAUACCAUACUUGAUGGAAGCUGUCCGGCUGCAUGAAAGAGGUGAUGGAUCAAAGGAAGACAUUGAUGUGGCAAUGAAACUGGGUGCUGGAUAUCCUAUGGGUCCCUUUGAAUUAUUGGAUUAUGUUGGACUUGACACCAGCAAGUUUAUCAUUGAAGGAUGGCAGAAGUUGGAUCCAAACAACCCCCUGUAUGCUUCCAGUGCUCUAUUAAAUAAAUUAGUAGAGGAAGGAAAGUUGGGUAAGAAGACUGGUGAAGGUUUCUACAAGUAUUCUUAGAAGACAUGAGAAUUGUUAAUGCAGUUUUUGUCAGCUGAAUCAUGCAAGCUGCCAGGUUGUUAGCUCAGUGCAUAGUGUUUAUGGUAAUUACUUGAAAGUCACAUUUUAUAAAUAAUACAAUGGAAUAUUUUCAAAAUAUUAAAGUGACUGAAAACUGAAUGAUCUUGCCCUAGCCAGAUACCAUGAUUAAAUUAUAUAAUCUUUAAAAUUAUUGUAUUCAUUACUCCUAAGAUCUGCCUUAAAAUUAAUAUGCAUUCUAAGAGAACUUUGUUUAUUUAGUGUUGCAUUUGGAACGACCUUGGGCUUUGAAUUUGUAAGAUCUUUAUUUUUAACAUAUCAAUAAAGUGUAACUUGACUUGCAAAAU
Messenger RNA from Mobula hypostoma (lesser devil ray), 1337 nucleotides. RefSeq names its product hydroxyacyl-CoA dehydrogenase (gene hadh). Lineage: Eukaryota; Metazoa; Chordata; Chondrichthyes; Myliobatiformes; Myliobatidae. Gene Ontology annotation, molecular function: (3S)-3-hydroxyacyl-CoA dehydrogenase (NAD+) activity; NAD+ binding. Gene Ontology annotation, biological process: fatty acid beta-oxidation. The transcript has 8 exons. Gene Ontology annotation, cellular component: mitochondrion. The coding region runs from base 49 to 972 and encodes 307 amino acids. The record is from RefSeq and is a predicted model, not a curated record.